AUGGAAAAGACGCAUGUUGUUAUUGUAGGCGCAGGACCGGUUGGCCUGUUUACGGCCUACCUCCUCGCCCGGCAGAAGAUUAAGUGCAUUGUCUUGGAGAGGCGCCACGGCGUGUCGGAGCACCCCAAAGCCCACACUAUCAACCCCAGAACGCUCGAAAUCUUCCGUCAGGCCGGAUUGGAUGUAGCUUACAUCCGGAAAUAUGCAGCCGGGGCCAGAGAUGCUGGAUCUGUACGUCUUGUCUAUGGUCUAGCCGACGCUGAGAUCGGCUCCUUCCCCUACGAACGCCAAGACGACGAGGUACGCAGCCUGACGCCAGAGCCUCUUGUAAACUGGCCACAGCCGGAGCUUGAGAGACUACUCCAGAAGUCGGUGAUUGAGACAGGGCUCGUUCAUAUCAGGAGAGGGUGGCAGGUUGAUUCAGUUAACAUGAUGACGGAGACAACGGGGGUAGAAACUGGCUGUGUCUGCGUCGUCUCAUGCAGCAGCAGCAGCAACAGCAGCAACAGCAACACCAGUUCCACUAGACUACGCAGGGACGCAGACGGAGACACGACCCGACACAAAUGCAUUCAGGCUGAUUUUGUCAUUGGCGCUGACGGCGUGAACUCGACUGUGCGAGAAAAGAUGGGCGGCAUCGAAUUUCAAUCCAUGGGACCAGGCUACGCGUAUCAGUCGGUCAUCUACAGGGGCAGUCUGCGCUCGGCGCUUCCGGCUGAUCGCGAGGCUAUGCUCUACUUUUGCUUCCACCCCGAUCAUCCGAGCCAGUUUAUUGCACACCGUCUCGAUACCUCCUUCGUCCACGUCACGCCUGUGAUGGACACGGUGCCGUUGCCGUCGGCUGGUGCACAACAACGCAAGGCAGCGGCAGCACGAUCAUCGCCCGAGGCCUGCCUCCCGGGUCUGCGGUACACCGAGGUUCUUCGUACCAUCUGGGAGACUGCCCCGCGUGUGGCAAGCUCAUACAGUGAUGCGAAGCACGGCCGCGUGUUUCUCGUUGGAGAUGCCGCCCACAGCUUGCCGCCCCAAGGUGGCCUGGGUCUAAACACAGGCAUUGCCGACGCACACAACCUGGUGUGGAAGCUGGUUUCCAUCAUGCAGAACAAAGGCAACUCUUCGCACCUCCUCUCCAGCUACACUCGCGAGCGCCGGCCCGUCGCACUCGCGAACCUCGAGUACUCAAAGGCCAGCGAAGCGGCUUUCUACUCGGUCAGCACCACGCUGGUGGGCGUCGCCGUCCAGUACCAGGAAGCAAGGGCAGAAGUGCCGGGUCUUGCCAUGGAUGCGUUCCUCCAACAGCCCGUCGUUUGUGCCGGGGUGGCAGGAGCAGUGGCGGAGGCGAGCCAACACUUUGACUCGCUGGCCCUCCAGCUCGGAUUCAUCUAUGACGACGAUCCGUCGAGCACGCGGCCCCUUCUCGACAACCCGACGAGAUACGUGCCGCGAGCGUGUCCCGGGGCCAGACUGCCACAUGGGAUGAUCAGUGGCGAGAAUGACGAUGGUCAUCGUGAUGGUAGGCUGUUGUCCCUCUUGGACCUUGUGCCCUACGAUCGAUUCACCGUGUUGCACCACGCCAACCCCGUAUUCGCGUCUUGCGACUGGGCCAUAGAUGUGGCAGGCCUUGGUAUGCCGGAAGCUUGGCAUGACGCGGUUCCGGAGAUCAAGAAGGGGAAAGGGAUCGUUGUGAGACCGGACCUCCACGUGCUGCUACAUGUAGACAACCCGCGCCAGGCGGAGGAUGCGGUCGCAGAGUAUUUAGACCGAGGUGAAGUGCGGCGCAUAAGGUGA
Molecule: messenger RNA, 1788 nt
Organism: Colletotrichum graminicola M1.001
Lineage: Eukaryota; Fungi; Ascomycota; Sordariomycetes; Glomerellales; Glomerellaceae
Product: FAD binding domain-containing protein
Exons: 1
Coding region: 1-1788 (595 amino acids)
Molecular function (GO): FAD binding
Source: RefSeq, a predicted model, not a curated record